CCGCGUUGACACUUGCUUGUAAGUUUCAAACUUUUCCACAUACCCCCACACUCACACGCGCACACUCCUCUUCCUUCUUUGAUUCCCUUGUCUUUCUCUCUUCUCUCUCUUUCUUUCAUUCUCAUCCUCUUUUCUUAAUUUCUAUAUCUUUUCAUACAUCUUCUUAUAUCUGUGGCUCUUCCUCUAAUGGAGAGAGUGCCUCAGUGGAGCCAUGAGGAGACACUGGAGUUGCUGAAGAUAAGGGCAGAGAUGGAUAAGAGUUUUAUGGAGACAAAGAGGAAUAAGGUUUUGUGGGAGACUGUGUCUAUGCGUAUGAGGUUGCUUGCCUUUCCUCGCACUGCUGAACAGUGCAAGUCUAAGUGGAAAAACCUUCUCACCCGUUUCAAGGGAAGUGAGGCUAUGGAAGGGGAGGUUGGCAGGCAGUUUCCUUUUCAUGAAGAGAUGCAGAGGAUAUUCUCUGAAAGGAUGAUGAUGAGAUUGGAUAAUCAUGAAGGGAAAGGGAAAGAGGUGGUGGAGAAUGAGUCUAGUGAUGAUGAUGAUCAUGAUCAUGAUCAUGAGGAGUAUUAUGAUCAAGAGAAUGAAAAUAAAAAGGAGGAGGAGGAGAAGAAGAAGAAGAAAAAGAAGAGGAAGAAGAGGAGGAGAAAGAAUGGAGAUGAUGAAGUGGUAGAGGUUUUGAAGGAGAUUUUGAGAAGACAAAGGGAGAUGGAAGAGAGGUGGAUGAAGGAGUUGGAAGAAAGAGAGGAGGAAAGGAGAGUGUGGGAAGAGGAUUGGAAGAGAACAAUGGAGGAGUUGUUGGUUGAGAGGAUGGAGAUGGAAAGGAGGUGGAGAGAAAGGGAGGAGGAAAGGAAGGCAAGAGACGAAGCCAUGGCCGAUCGCCGGCAUUCCCUUCUCACUGCCAUCCUCACCAAGCUCUCAGAGAAGCUUUAAAGUUAGAGUUAGCUUUACAGUUAGUGUUAGGGUUAGGGUUUCCACUUCCUCUACCCUUGAAGACAACAAGUGUACUAGUGCUGCAUGAAGAUAGUGAUAGCUCACAAAGUGACAUGAUUCCUAUUCAUAAGAAGGUUGUGCAAGGAGACUCAACAAUGAAUGGAUAGGCAAGUGUGCAAUUGGAGAAGCAAGAAUCAUCUGGUUUCUGAAAAUUUUCUGGAUUGUUAUUGUUUUGUUUUGUCUUUAAACACUUAAUUAAUUAAUUAGCACUCUGAUUAAUUAAUUACUUUUGCUGAGGUUUAUGUUAAUGAUUCAGGUGAAAAUUAGAGGAUGCUGGCAAAUUUGGCUGCAAGUAUAACAAGGAAUAUUAAGGUUUGUAGAUUUUAGAAAGCUUGGCAGCAAUUAAUAAAAAUUUCUUCCUUGUUUCUUGUUUGGUAAAUCCAAUCAAUACUGUAAAAUUAAAAUUAACAAAUUCAGAUAUGGCAUCUGAAACUAGGAAAACUUUAUUUGAAUCAAGUGUUUGUGACUUAUAAUUUAUAGAUUAUAUAUAUACAUGUUCUCAGUUACACAUGCAUUAAGAAAUAUUUAUACCUACUCUUAAAAUUAAUAAGAGAGAACUUUUCAUGGUGCCUUGAAAUUAUACAUCAAAUCUUGUUAGUAGUUCUUAUCUGAAUGAAAUGGGCCGUAUAAAGGGCUCAUAGUUGGGCCUGAGGUUGGCUGUCUCUGUUGUAUCUAUCUAUCAAACUAUCUCAAUAAGUAAUUAACUUAAUUAUUUUUAUGAUAAAGAUCAUGAUUUUUUAGAGCCUAGAGUAGAAUUCUAAUCCCUGCUAAGUCAAUCUAAUGCUUAGAUUAUUCAAAAGCACAAAUGCAAAGGGUGCAAUAUACAUACCUCAACUUAGGGAUGAAUUUAUGGUGUUUGAUAGGAAUGCUGGGUAGAAGGAUGAUUGUUUAUUAAAAUAAAUUAGUGUAAGUUAAAUUUUGCUAAACUCAAUUAAAGAUAUGUUCUGUAUUUUAUUUGUAACUAAAAAAAAAAUUAAUAAGCUAUUUAUAAAGUGCCGUUACUUUACAAGUUUGAUGAGUUUGAAGUGUUUAGCAUAAUAUUUC
Messenger RNA from Dioscorea cayenensis subsp. rotundata (Guinea yam), 2031 nucleotides. Its product is annotated as trihelix transcription factor GT-3b. The coding region runs from base 187 to 927 and encodes 246 amino acids. The transcript is spliced from 3 exons. Lineage: Eukaryota; Viridiplantae; Streptophyta; Magnoliopsida; Dioscoreales; Dioscoreaceae. The record is from RefSeq and is a predicted model, not a curated record.